UACAACAAACAUGUGAUUGUAUUUUACAUCUAAUCUAUAAUCUAAUUAUUGAUAACUUAUCGAUAAUUAGAAUGUUGGAAGUUUAUCACAGGUAUAUAUAAACCCCACAAUAAUAACUGCGUUAGUCCUCGAUCGAAUUUUUUUAGUGGUAAAACAAGAUCAGAUAUCAACUAAGCUAAAAGAAAAAUGCAAAGGCAAAAUCACUUUUCCAUUAUCAUAUUUUUGGUGAUGGCACUCUCCAUUCUUCAUUCAAGCAAGGCACUGAAAUGUUAUGCUUCGAGCUUCGAUGAAUUAACCAUGGAGAAGAUCGAGGAUCGAGAGAUGGAGAGGAUGGAGUGUCCACCGACUAAGCCUUUAUGUGUCAAAUUUUCAAGCAGUCAGUAUCUAAAAAGUGUAUGUUGAUAUACGUGGAUGCGCUAUUGAAAACUUCUGUGAAGCUGCGAAGGACGAGUUGCAGUUAACAGAAUGCUAUGAAUGCAAGACAGACCUGUGCAAUGCAUAAGAAUACGAUAUCAACUAUCACAAUACUAACCUCAGGAUUAGUUGUGCUGUUUUGGUCAAUUCAAUAAUUCUUAUAAUUUUCUUAUAGUUAUUUAAUCUUGUAAUUUGUAAUAUCACGGCCUUCUUAAAAAGCUCAACUCUAGAACACACCAUAUCGAUGGAACAAAAUUCUGCUUUUGUAACGUUUAAUCUUUAAGUGAGCAAUUUUGGUCAAUCAUAGCGAUCGAUGAUUUUGACUUCAAACUUUCCUUCCCUCCCCUGAACCUUUUUUCUCAUUAUGCCUUCACACAGUAAGCAAUCGAAAUUUUACAUAGGGGAUCUCUAUUAAAUCCUAUAAUGUUCUCUACAGUUAAUAUUACUAUUAAAAUGUUCAUUUCUGUUUGUAUAAUUAACAAGAUUUUUAUUCUACAAUAUUGUAAUCUGUAUUAAUUAUUGUAUUGUAUGUUACG
Solenopsis invicta (red fire ant) is the source of this 950-nucleotide messenger RNA. RefSeq lists its product as uncharacterized. The coding region runs from base 187 to 402 and encodes 71 amino acids. The transcript is spliced from 3 exons. NCBI's taxonomy places the organism in Eukaryota, Metazoa, Arthropoda, Insecta, Hymenoptera, Formicidae. The record is from RefSeq and is a predicted model, not a curated record.